AUGGGAAACAGUUUGAUUUCAUAUUAUUGGAUCCGCCCUGGGAGAAUAAAUCUGUUAAGAGAAAAACUGUUUAUCCAACUUACGGAGACCAAACGUGGAUGUCGGAUUUGCAUGUUCCGGAACUUUUAACGGAAAUGGGAUUGUUCGCAACAUGGGUUACAAACAAUGCGAGGCACCUUAAAUUUAUCGAUGAUAUCAUUGAAUAUUUUGGUUUCGAAAAAAUCGCAACUUGGCGAUGGCUUAAAGUAACAAGCGGUGGCGAACCCGUUUACAGCCUGGAUAGCCAACAUAAGCAACCUUUUGAAAAUAUUGUAUUCGCUUGCAACGGUGCUGCUCGGAAAUACUAUAUGAAGAUCGUCGAUGAAUUUGUCUUAAUCAGGCAUAUAUUUAUAAUGUUACAAGCGCUUGGAAUUCUUGAAGAAUCUGCGGAACAAUUGGAACUAUACGGUAGGUAUCUAUUACCGCGAACAACAACUAUUGGCUUUGAAGCGGCUAAACUACAAAAUAUACGAUAUUUUGUUUGA
Molecule: messenger RNA, 524 nt
Organism: Acanthocheilonema viteae
Lineage: Eukaryota; Metazoa; Nematoda; Chromadorea; Rhabditida; Onchocercidae
Source: the annotation of a GenBank genome assembly